Messenger RNA from Meloidogyne enterolobii, 1499 nucleotides. Lineage: Eukaryota; Metazoa; Nematoda; Chromadorea; Rhabditida; Meloidogynidae. The record is from the annotation of a GenBank genome assembly.
GAGAGUAAAAAUGGAAAAAGAAAAAAUAAAGGGGGAGGAAAGAAUAGGAGGCGCACUGUAGUAUUAUUUAGGUAGUUGAAAAUUGAAUUAGCGAGAAGUAAAAAAUUUUUCUUAAAAAGUUGGCCCCGCCUUUGUGAUUUUUGUAAUUUAAUUAAGGAAAAAUAUUUUUCUGUAAAAAUUUUGGAAAAAAGUUUAAGUUUGAAAAAAGUUUUUAAAAUUCUAUAAGGGUGUAUAACAACAUUUGCGGAUUGAAUUUGCGGACAUUCACUAAACAUCCUCCAUAUUAGUUAAAGUAUUUAAAAAAAGUUUUUAUGAUGCCAAAAUAGAUGGACAUGCCUAGCCCACUACAAAAUUAUUUUCCCGAAUCAGGAAGCCAGAUUUUGAAUUUAAUGUUUAUCCAGGACUGGACUGGCUUGAUUUUUUUGUAUUAAUUUGGUCUGGUUUUACUUCGGUAAAAUUGUUGAUUACCAUAUUUCCAUGUUUCCUAAAGUCCUCAAAUUUUUAUCCGCAAAUGUUAAUCCGCAAAUUUUUUCUGAACCUAAAAACUAAUAUAUUGUUAUUAUUAAUAUCACCAAUUGAUCGGUUAUAUAAAUUCUCCGACUGGUUAAAUGAUUGUGUGUAUUGUUUUAAUUUAUAUAUUAGGUGUAGAAGGAAAAAAACAAUCGACAAUUGUUUUCUUAAAAAAAGUUAAUUUUUAUUGACACAUUUUUGAGAAGAUAAGUAGGGGAAAAGGUUAAGGUAAAAAAAGUCGGGGAUUUUAGUAUAAUAAUAGAAAAAAUUGUGGAAAGAUUAAGUUGUGAAUAGUUUUUUUGGAAUUUUUAUGUGAUUUUAAAAAUUGCUAUAGAGGGAGAUAGAACUGAUAAGGCAGACAUGAUCAACCCAAGGUUCUCCAGUUUCCCCUUUUUGCGAGGGAAGUGCUCCAUUCCCCAUAAAUCUGCUUUUGAUUGGCCGUUGAAAUUUUUCGAGACUAAUCUCGAUUAAUCUCCAAAUCCAGUUCCCUUUGUACUAAUGAACAAGAGUCUCCAAUAUUGUGAUAAUUUACAUCAUUCUCGAUGGAAUUUUCAAGAAAUUCGUGCAAUUUUUCUUCGUCGAUUUUUACUUCAAUAUACAUCUUUGGAAUUAUUUUUGGAUUCGAGAACUGCUAUAAUGUUUGCUUUCCGCGAUAUGGAAACUGUUCAACGCGUUGUUUCUUUAUUGCCUCCUGUUGGUGUUGGAGUUAAAUAUGGAUUACCUCAAAGUAGAAAAUCGAGUUUAAUGACUCCAUGGCAAUUAUUUAAGCAUUCUAAUAUGCCUCAGGUUUUUUAUUAAAAUUGUUUUGCGUAACUUGUCAGCAGGGAUGGCUCGGAUUACCCGAAACUUUAACUUUUUUUGGCCUUGUCCUGGUCUGAAAAAAGUACCUGAAACUGAAACUCGACCCGGUUUUUCCAGUCCGGCCCUAUCACUACCUCAGUAUUUUUUGUGAAUAAAUUUGGAUCUCGUUUAUAGAUUAAAACUUGUGU